AGUGACUCUUUACUCAGAGCUCAGGAAUCUUUCUCAGAAGCUGGAUAGGCUCAUUUCAAAACCUCUUUGUUAUAUUUUAUUAUUAUUUUAAACAGUGAACAUCGGGCAGUAACUUCACCGGAGUUUAAAUGUGACCUUCACCACAUACAGAUGCUUUUAAACUAUUUAAAACAUCAUAAGCAUGGCAUCAGUCUGGCUCGUGCUUGUGCUGGGGAUAUAUAUUAAUGCCUGGAUAAAAGUGAUUCAGGCAUCGUGUGCUACGGUACACACUCCAGCCACAGUGGUCCUCGCUGGCUCACCCGUGUCCGUGUCCUGCUCCAUCGAGGACGACUGCUUGCUGACCAAAGGCAAAGACUUUCGUGUGGCGUGGAAGAUUAAUAAGGAUUUUGCCCCCAGCAAUCUCUCUUACCAGGAGAAUAACAGGACAUAUGGCCUACGCAUCCCCAGCCUACCACACACAGCAGACAUCGCUUGUUUCGUGUGUGUUUCGGAAGAAAACUGCCAAAUAGUCGAUGGAGUGAAAGUAAAAGUGGAUUAUCCUCCACCCAUUCCUCGAAACCUGAGCUGUGUUUUGAAUGUAACGGAGUCAUCCAGACUCCUGUGUCAAUGGGAUCCUGGUGAGGAAACGGCCAGCCUUUCUACAAAAUAUACUCUUCACGCAUUGAGGGCCCAAUCAGAAAAGGCUCAAUAUGAGAUCCCACCUGGACAGCAUUUCUACUUGAUUCCGCGGGAUUCUUAUAGUAAAUAUUCAGAGUUGGAGGUUUAUGUGACAGCAGUGAAUGUCCUUGGAAAUGCCACUUCUGCUUCUCUGGAACUGAUCCCUAUGGAUACAGCAAAGUUCAACGCUCCAGAGAUUAAGAGUGUUGAAGCGGAUGCUCCUGGCUGCUUACAGUACAGCUGGAGUCUUCCACAGUCAUGGGUGCAGUCCACCCUCAUUGUAGAGCUGAGACUGACAACAUUGAACAACCAGCUUGACAAAGAGUUGUUUUCUACCUUCAGUCAACGACAAGGAAACGAAAUAAAAAAAUGUGGCCUCCUUCAUGGGACACAUUACAGCAGCACAAUGCGAGUGAAGUACCGUCCAUCAAGUGAAUGGAGUGAAUGGAGUGACCCGAAAACAACCAACACACUUAUGAGGGCUCCGGCUGGAAGUUUGGACACAUGGCUUAAAGUGAAUGAUCAGGUCGCAAAGCUCUACUGGAAGCCCUCAAAAGAUUUCCGUGCCAAUGGCUGGGAUUUGUCAUACACUGUCGAAUCAAAGGAGACUAAAACGACUUUGUGUGUAACUCAAGAAAGCCACUGCUCUUUUAAUCUCAACAAGUGGAUUAAAAAGGUCUACCUGAGAGCUACGAAUGCAAUGGGGAGCUCGAAUCAUACCCAAGUACCAGUGUAUCGUAAGAAAGGGCUGGACUCUGUGUCUAAUGUCAGUGUGCGUCCCCAGUCGCAGACGUCUGUGCUCAUAGCGUGGGAAAGCCCUGAGUCCUCCGGUGUCACGGGAUACACGCUCGAGUGGAGAUCUCUGAGUGAGACACCGGCAGUUCCCCUGUCCUUCAUUCUGAUGGACAAAAACAGCUCCAGUACCUUAGUAACAGGGUUAAGGCCUUACAAGCCCUAUGAGAUCUCCGUCUUUCCCAAAUAUGCUGACGGGGUUGGUCGUCCUCUUACCGUAAUGGCGUAUAGCAGUGAGAGAGCACCCUCUGAGGCACCAAACUUGGAAGUUGUGGAAAUCCAUCAUUCACAGGUCAAACUUCACUGGGAUGAAAUUCCCCUUGAACAGAGAAAUGGGAUCAUUCAAGGAUAUACUAUUUACUUUUGGGAUGAUAGUAAUGAUACCCAAGUUAUACACACUGAGAAGACCAAUGUUGUGGUGGAAAAUCUUCAACCGCUUACCAAAUAUCAUGCCUUAGUAUCGGUUCUUACAAUGGGUGGAAGUUUAAAUGGAUCAGUUGAGAACCUGACAACUGGACAUAUUGAUGGAUUUGACAUGGUGCUCUUUGUUAUCCCAGCAUGCAUUGGGUUAUCACUUCUCAUCAUCAUUGUUGUGUUUACCUGUUUGGGGAAACAUGAACGGGUGAAGAUGUGUUUAUGGCCUAUAAUUCCCGACCCUGCCAACAGCAGCAUUAAGAGGUGGACCACCACCGACUCACUGCAGGGCAUGCCUCCCUUUAAAGAAGACAAGGACCCUGUGUUGGUGUUUCUGUCCCGCUUCAGUCUUCUCGAUCUGUCUGAGAAAGAGCCGUUCAAGGGUGACUACGUCAAGGAGAGUCAGUGGUCACAUGAUAUGGACAGUCGUGAUGGGAGUCACAGCUCUUUCCAGGCCUGCAGUUACGACUCGGAGCAGGACAGGGACUCAGUCCCUUACGCCACUGUGGUUUUCGGUGGUUCGUAUCAAAGCCAUUCGACCCCUCUGCCACCCUACGUGCGCUCUGAGUCCACACAGCCCCUGUUAGGAGGGGACGAGCCCGCCAGCCCUCCACCGUAUGAGAACGUGUCGCGAGGCAGCCGUGUUUCUAAAGCAAAGCACUUCACUGCAUUUCCUUCGAAAUCCACUGGAAGUGAGGAGAACGAAGAACUUUGGGAAGAAUUUCCCAUGCUCAGAUCCCUAGAGAUCAGGGAUACUGAUCAUAACUAAACUGAAUUUGAGUCUAUAUAGAAACAUGCAGGUGCCCCAAAAAACAGCACAGGCUCAUUGGAAAACUGUCCUUCUACCUACAUUUUUGCACAACCAAGAACAUGUACAUACAAAUCACUGCCGUUUCC
Messenger RNA from Rhinichthys klamathensis goyatoka, 2760 nucleotides. RefSeq names its product colony stimulating factor 3 receptor (granulocyte) (gene csf3r). The coding region runs from base 182 to 2632 and encodes 816 amino acids. Gene Ontology annotation, biological process: cytokine-mediated signaling pathway. The record is from RefSeq and is a predicted model, not a curated record. Lineage: Eukaryota; Metazoa; Chordata; Actinopteri; Cypriniformes; Leuciscidae. The transcript has 16 exons. Gene Ontology annotation, molecular function: granulocyte colony-stimulating factor binding; cytokine receptor activity. Gene Ontology annotation, cellular component: membrane; external side of plasma membrane; signaling receptor complex.